This is a messenger RNA of Cladophialophora bantiana CBS 173.52, 726 nucleotides long. RefSeq lists its product as uncharacterized. Bases 1 to 726 code for a protein of 241 amino acids. The record is from RefSeq and is a predicted model, not a curated record. Lineage: Eukaryota; Fungi; Ascomycota; Eurotiomycetes; Chaetothyriales; Herpotrichiellaceae. The transcript is spliced from 2 exons.
AUGGCGAACUCGGUGUCUUCCACUGUUACGCCUGCAACACCAUUCCUCACCCGGGUCGACGCCCGAGACCCCAGCACCACGGCCGACUUGGUCCAAGAGGUUCUCGAACGAGAUGGUGCUAUCAUCGUGACGAACCUGCUCAGCCGCGAACAGGCCGAGCAAAUCCGGCGUGAUCUCCAACCGCAUUUUGACGCCGACGGCGGCGACAAGAGCGGCUUCUUCCCAAAGACCACGCGGCGAGCCAUCGGCCUGUUGGGCAUAUCGCCCACAUGCGUGGAUCUCGCCCUAAAUCCGCUCUUCAACGAGGUAGCGUCCCGACUCCUGACCUCCAAAUUCGAGUACUGGAUCGGCCAGGAGAAGCAGGUGGCCGUCUCCAAGCCCCAGAUUUCCAGCACCGUGGGGUUCCAGGUCAAUCCCGGCAGUCGCCAGCAGGGCCUCCAUCGCGACGACAUCGACUACCACAUACGGUCGGGACAUGAUUCGGUGCUGAUUGGCUGUGUGGCUGCGACGGUCAAGACCACGCGAGAGAAUGGCGCGACCGUUCUCAUCCCGGGCUCGCAUCGGUGGAAGGACGACCGCUGCCCGUAUGACCACGAGGCUGUUCCCGCUGAGCUGGAGCCAGGAGAUGCCGCUAUCUUCCUUGGGAGUACAUACCAUGCGGGUGGUGCUAAUACAACAACGCAAGUUUCCACUAUCCAGUUUCGCCAGUACCCUGCCCGGGUUUGA